Molecule: messenger RNA, 1474 nt
Organism: Nematostella vectensis (starlet sea anemone)
Lineage: Eukaryota; Metazoa; Cnidaria; Anthozoa; Actiniaria; Edwardsiidae
Exons: 2
Coding region: 126-1106 (326 amino acids)
Source: RefSeq, a predicted model, not a curated record
UAUUAGAAGAAUCCGCUGACAUACAAAUAUUUACUGCUAAAGAUUCUACAUUCUGCUGAAUAUGUGCAUUUUACUAAAAAAAAAAACAUCUUCUCACCAAAACUAAUUUGUAGCGUUUAAGUCUCAUGGCUUCGCGUUUUCAGACUCCCCAAUCCCUCGCCAAUCGGUCAAUUUUUGCCACUUCGAAGUCGUUUGAUUCAAACGCCUGGCUUGAGAAAUUCCGGAAAGGAAACAGCAGUGUAAGAAGAGAACUUCGUGUUGCUGUGAUGCAAGGUACACUUCAAGCCUGCAAUGACUUUGAAUAUACUCUGCCUGGUGGUAGGAGAGUUAGUUUUGGCUCUUUUGAGAGCGUGUGCAAAGCAGCCACUCAAACAAAACCCUACCAUGAUGCGAGCGUGACAAGAGUGGAGAGUGGCAUCACCACGUCUAUACGGGUUGUCAAUGGGGACUGCUUGGAGGAAGCUUUAGAACUAAAGCGACAGGGCUUCAAACCUGCUGUUCUUAAUAUGGCCUCUCCAAAAAGACCAGGUGGUGGCUACCUAACUGGUGCAGGAGCACAAGAAGAAAAUCUGUUUCGCCGCACAAAUUAUGUGCAGCACCUAGCUGACCCAGACAAGAAGUUUGACCCCAAUCGAGACUGGCAUUUCAGGCUGCCCGAAUUCUCAUGUGUGUACUCAACAGAUGUCAUGGUUUUUCGUGCUUCAGAAGACAGGGGUUAUGCAUUUCUCCCUGAACCAGUGCCAAUGUCAUUUCUUGCAGUAGCUGCUUAUCCCAAUCCUCCUUGCAUAAAAGGCAGUCCUCGUCUCAUUCCAGAAUUUGUUGAGAAAUGUAAAAGAAAGAUCAGACUUCUGCUGGCUGUGGGGCUUCAGCAGCACCAUGAUAGCCUUGUGCUUUCGGCCUGGGGCUGUGGGGCAUUUAGGAACCCUCCCCAACACAUAGCUCAACUGUUCAAGGAGGUUCUGAAUGAAGAUGAGUUUCUCAAUCAAUACAAGCACAUUUCUUUUGCGAUUGUUGAUGAUGCAAAUGCUAUGAAAAAAGGAGGCAUUGGGAAUUACAAUCCCUUCCAUGAUGUGUUUGAAACUGGAAUAAUUGGAAAGCCUAUAUAAUUUGCAUAAAAUAAUUAUAAUGCUAGAGAUAAUGAUACUUGUAAUGAUAAUGAUAAUGAUGAAAAUAAAUAUAAUAAUAAUGAACCCCAAAAUUUUCUUUCUUUUUUCGGAGCCCCUCCUCAAUAUCUUCCCUCCCCCCCUCAGUGUAUUUAAUGGACACUCCCUAAGUGGUUUCCAUCUUUUUCAUCUUUAGUGUUUUGGAUCUUGGCAAGGACUCUGGCAGUAGUGAGAUGGGUGGAAGUGCUCACAGGCUUACCAUCCAAUUAGUUCAUUCCAUGUUGUGCAUGCUGCAAUGAAAAAAACAUGUAAAUAAUCGAUAAUUGUGUCUAUUAUUAAUAAAAGCUGGGGAUUUCAGAGUUUCAAUUCUA